AUGACCACGGAGGAUUACAAGAAACUAGCUCCGUAUAAUGUCAGGCAAAAAUCAGUGGACUUGGAUGAGGAGGAUGUGCCUUUUACUCCAGAUGAACAUAAAAAGAGGACAGAGGCGGCCAACAGCGUCCUGAGACGCACUGCCAGCAGGGAACGUGCUUACGUCCUCUCGGCAGCCAAGAAAAGCAACGGCAGCCCAACACAAGAAUUUCCACCCUUGUUUGCCAAGAGAAUUGAGAUAGAAGAAGAGGAAGGACAGCAGAGGAGGAGUCCAACUGUGUCUGAUUCCUGCACAUUUACACGGGAUGACAACAGUUCUAAUGGGCUAAGAAAAACCACUGCUGGGUCUUCCUGGAAUGAGCCAAAGACAGCAGCAGUGUCUCCCUCCAGCGCUGAAACAGGCAGUGAGAGCCAAACAACCGCAUCCUCGAGUGAAACUUCAGGGAGAAUCUCCGCUUCUGCUGAGCUCAGCAAUGGUGAAAACAGACAGGCCCCUCAUGGGAAAUCCUCAUCCGAAGCUGUGUCACAGCAUGGCGACGGUGACAAAGCUGUGAAGGAAAAGUCUGAGCUGUUCCCAUGGGAUGAAGUGGCCCCCAGCGCAACCAUGGCCGCCAUGAAUGGAAGUUAUCCUGAACACACAGAAGCCAGCAAUGGAUUUCACCCACCAAUGUCCAACUCUGGGUGCAGGGACAGCCCUGCAGAUGCUGCAGACAAGCUGCACCGUCAGUACGAGACCUCUCACUACCUGGAUGAUGCAAAGUCUGAAGCUGCAAGGUCAGGGCCUGGUGCUGGUACUCACAGUGCUGCUCGCAGAGGGCAGAUCCUGCGGUCUGAUGUCCCCUCUCCUCCUACUGAGAGAGCCCCCGUGCACCUCGAGGACACAGAAUAUUCCUUUAAAAGAUCUGUCCUGGGCUACGAGGAGAGAAGCAGCGCCCAAGAGAGCAGAUACACGAACCCUGAGGUCCCAGCAUACAGCAAGCCUUACUGGAGUGAAGUGAUAUCUUCCCAAGAUUUCAAAGAGGGGAGCACCCCUCGAGAGACAGGGCACGAGGGCACGUGGGCCUCGGAUGAGUGUAAACCAGAGCUGGUCCAGGAAGGGUUUUUGGACUCAAACAGCCAUGCUGAGAAGGGACAAGACCCUCCUGACCACCAUGUCCACCCAGAGCCUCCCAGGUCGAGGGAAUGUACUGAACACGAACCCAGCAUGACCAGGUCCAUGCCAUGCUCCAGGGACAGCACUGGUGGGAGCGUGGACAUUAGCAAGGGGAUAUCGCCCUGUGUGCAGAGUGAAGAAGUCACUUCAAGAAGAUCCAGGGUGGCUCUGCAGAGGGCAGGAGAUUCAGAAACUCCAGAGACCCAAUGUGCGAAUGCAUCUGACUCAGGGCAGGAAAGGAUGACUUCAGCUUCUGAAGAACAAACCUGCCCCACCACAGAGAGUCACUGUGAGAGCCCAGGAGACUGGAGACACGACGAGCCUUGCCCAGCGGCAGCCAGGUCCAACUUCAGCUCAAAGGAGAGUGCUCGCAGUGCGUAUGAGACCCAGCACCCCAUGCCGCUGUACAUGGACCGCCAGCCCUUCAACCCCAGCGUGUCAGCACCCAGUCACAGGAUACCGUCCUAUGCAGACAGCCAGGUGUUCGGCACCAGAAGACCUACCCCAGAUUACGAAGGGAGAGGUUAUGACGGGAGAAGCAGCCCUAGGAACAGCAGAUACGACAGCGCCAGUGCCAGAGGGCACUGUGAAUUUAACCCCACAGCUGGACGCCACGACUCCCUUCCCAGAGAUCCCACCAUGUCCACUUGGCAGAGAAGCCACAGGGUGCCGUUCUACAUGGACAGCUUAAACUAUAGCAGCACCAGGCUUCUCUCGAAUUCAAGCGAGAGGAUCUGCAGCCCGAUUGCCACCUUCCCGCACAGCAGCCCAGCGGCCUCUGGGUACCAGCCCGAUUCCAGCGCUGCCGGAAAAGGGGUCCUCUUCGUGAAGGAGUACGUGAACAGCAGCGAGUUAUCAACCUCGCCACGCUACGGAUUUGGGAGCUUGGUNGAUUUGACCGAUUUGGAGAGAGCAAACUACAGCCACCACAGCUACCUGUGCAGCGCUCCCCCGCCAAGGGCCAGUGAACCCGUUUGCAGCUACUGUGGCCGUGAGAUCCGAGACUGCCCUAAGAUCAUAAUAGAGCAUCUUAACAUCUGCUGCCACGAAUACUGUUUCAGGUGUGGAAUUUGCCACAAGGCAAUGGGAGACCUUCUGGAUAAAAUAUUCAUCCACCGGGACAUUGUCCACUGUGACAAGUGCUACGAGAAACUCUUCUAGGGCUUUGCAGAGCUGGAGAAGGCAGCCAGUGGAAACUCCUCAGCAGCACAUAUCAGAAGAUAUCCAGCAGUUCCUGACUGGCUAAGAUAGCAGAAUUCCUGCUCCCCUGCUUUCCUCCAGUUAUUUUCCCUCUCGCUGCCUCAUCACAAUGAAUGAGUUUAACACCCACUAGUUUAUGCUGUCAGCUGCACCCAAGACAAGGGCUGAUGUUAACAAGAUCAGGCAGUGUCAUCUAUGAAGAGAACUGGGCUGAUUCUCCAAAGGUGCGGGGCCCCUCCGCCUGUCUUCAACUUCAUCAAGAUUCUCGAGCGCUCCUGUGCUGGAAGUCAGGCAGAGCUCCUUAGGUCUAUCUCAGCUAACUGCGAGAAAGCUUUUCUGACUUUUUUUUUU
Messenger RNA from Opisthocomus hoazin, 2703 nucleotides. NCBI's taxonomy places the organism in Eukaryota, Metazoa, Chordata, Aves, Opisthocomiformes, Opisthocomidae. The record is from RefSeq and is a predicted model, not a curated record.